Camellia sinensis is the source of this 2374-nucleotide messenger RNA. The record is from RefSeq and is a predicted model, not a curated record. Lineage: Eukaryota; Viridiplantae; Streptophyta; Magnoliopsida; Ericales; Theaceae.
UUUAUUUUUUUGAUAAUUCCAGGAAACAUAAAGGUGUUUUGUCGUACAAGACCAAUAUUUGAGGAUGAAGGCCCUUCUGUUGUUGAAUUUCCCGAUGAUUGUACCAUUCGCAUCCCUACUGGUGUUGAUGAUGUUGCCAACCCAAAAAAGGAUUUUGAAUUUGACAGGGUUUAUGGGCCUCAUGUUGGACAAGCUGAACUUUUCAGUGAUGUUCAGCCCUUUGUGCAGUCAGCUUUGGAUGGAUAUAAUGUUUCUGUAUUUGCUUAUGGGCAAACCGAAUCAGGAAAGACGCACACUAUGGUAGGAUCUAGCCAUGAUCGUGGCUUAUAUGCCCGAAGUUUUGAGGAGCUAUUUGAUUUGUCCAACUCGGACACAACCUCUAUUUCUCGAUUUAAUUUUUCUGUUACAGUCUUCGAAAUCUACAAUGAGCAGAUAAGGGAUUUGCUUUCAGAAUCAAGGAACAUCCUACCGAAGAUCAGGAUGGGGUCACUGGAUUCAUUCAUAGAGCUGGCACAGGAAAAAGUUGAUAAUCCAUUGGAUUUCUCAAAAGUCUUGAAAGUGGCAUUUCAGAAUCGGGGAACUGAUUUAUUGAAGUUCAACUUCUCUCAUCUGUAUGUUCUGUAUUCUGUACCUCACAUAAUCUGUCUAUGGCUUUGCUGUUCCAUACAUUCUGAUUUGUUUUUUUGUCAAUUUUAUUAUUGCCAUCCUUCCUGCGUAAUAGAUGUUUGGGAAAUAUGGGUGAGGCUUAUUCCCUCUAGAAGAUGAAGAAGUUCAUCACUAGAUAAGACCAUCAUUUUAUUAUUAUUAUUUUUUAAAAUUUCUAUAAUGCCAGGACCAGGUUUCCUGUAGCUACAAAUACAAUCCUAAUUUGUCUCAUUGUUGGAAUAUUCACUACUUAUCCUCAUAGACACUCAUAUAACUUUAGUAUGAUUUGGUUUCUCGAAAGCAAUCCACUCAUUUAUGUUAAACUAAACAUUGAACUUACAUAAAAAAAUUGCUGGAAAUUAUCAUGAUUUAGUGAGUUUUAGUAGCCAAAAUAUGUUUCAAAAUCAUCCUUAAAAGGUUUUCAUUCAUUCCAAGAGUUUGAUUCUUGACAUAUCAUAAUAUGGCUGAACUUGUGUAGUUAAAUUUGAGUUACAAAUAGAUUUAUGUUCUGAUUGGUGCCCAUUAGGUCAUGGGCUAUGGUGGAGAUACAAGAGUCUGAAUGAUAUUUGUUCAUGAUCGUAUUUUUCUAUAAAAUUAGCCCAAAUUUUUGAGUUUAACUUUGGUUAGAUGCCUCAUUCCUCCCCGUUGAGUUCUUUCCAAAAGUUCCAAAUUAAAAUGCACAAACAUGGACAUAGGACACGUGAUUUCAAAAAAAUUGAGACAUGGAUACGGUGGGACAUGGCAAUAAAUAUAAUUUUAAAUAUAUUUUUGUUUAUUUUUUAUGGAUUAUAUAUUAAUUACUUAAAUCUAACCAAAAAUAAUAAACAUUCAACGUCCAACAUCCAUAAAAAACACUAAAAAAGAGGGGGGAAAUAACUAGUUGGCGUGUCCUUGCCAUGUCCUCUGAAAAAAUUAAUUAAAUAAACCCUGCUGUGUUGUCGUGUUUGACACUGCUACAAUACCCGUUUUGAAAUGUCGUUGCUUCAUAGGUUCCAAUAGCCACUAGCAUUUUUGCCUUGUCAACAUUUAAAAAUCAGUACCUUUUCAUUCUUCAAGUCCUAUUUGUUUAUCUACUGUGUGGCAAGUCAGCUUCAUUAAUGAGUUUAACUAUGCAAUCUGCAUGUCUUCCAGUUCACCAAGGUGAUCAGUUAACUUUUUACUAUUGAUUCCCAUUUCUAUUAAUAACUGUGUACGACAAGGGUGGUAAUGAGCUUCUAUAAUGUAUAUUGCAAGGGUGGAGUAUACUCUUAGUAACAGACCUCAAAAUAGAAAAAGCUAUGUCGAUGACCUUUGGGAAUAACAAUUAGUUUACAAGGUUUGUAGAAACUAGUAGUCCCUACUCGUACCAAUGAGCAAUUAAUAUAAUGAAUUAACAGUUGCUGAUUUAUUCUUUAUCAUCAAAACGUAAACCAAUUAUAAAUUUAUAAAUCUGCCGUAUGAUUAUAACAUAGAGAAACUGGUAUAUAAGAUUCCAGAAUCGUCCUUUUGAUUGGAAAGUAUAUCAUAAGUCAUAACAAGGUCGAGGGAGGUUUAGAUUUAGCAGCAUCUGCUCUGGACAAAGCUCCUCUCUGUCAAGAUGGCUUUAAAGACUUCCUUUCCAAACAGUUUUUGGUCCUCAAUAAUCUCCAACAAGUAUGGGUUACAGUAUAAUUGUUGGAAUCCUCAUCCUAUUUGCAGGGAGACUCACCGAGUCUGCAAAUUUGUUUGUUACACAUCUGUCUUCUUUCCC